AUGCUACCCAAAAUAUAAGGAUAAUCAGUUGGAAGAAAAGAGAAUUUGGCAUCUUAAUAGAUUGUCGAAGAUCAUUUAAAAAAUAUACUAAAAAAACAAGAAAAUCAAAAUUACAAGGCAUGGAAGACACCCUAUGCUCCCAAGAAUCCUCAUUCACCAUUUGGGGAUUUUCCAAAGGAAUACAUCCCAAAGGAGAAAGCCAACAAGCAAAAAGUGAUGGAACCUGUUCAUGAGACCACUUAAAAUGCCUUGAUUACUAAUAAAUAUUAAGGGACUCAUUAGGGAACAGGGGGAAGAACAAGUUCAUAAUUAUUAAAGAAGGAAGAGUAUAAGCCAGCACCACCAAAAGCAGGAGCCUAUGAUUAAAGAACAAUUACAGUUUCAGAUUUCAGGAGAUAUUACGAUAGAGGAGAUUUACCAAUUAAGGUUGAUCAUUAAGGGAGUGUCAACAGAAUCAUCUGGAAGAUAUCCCCAGAAUAAUUAGACUAUCACCAUUAUUUGCCCAUCUUCUUUGAUGGAUUAAGGGAAAAAAUGGAUCCUUACAGAUUCUUAGCCAUUUUGGGCACGUAUGGUUUACUUGAGAGUGGGGGUAAUAAGAUAUUGCCCGUAAUUCCAUAAUUGAUUAUUCCAAUUAAAACUAAUUUAAACACAAGAGAUAUAAACAUUAUGGAAGUGUAAUUAAAAGUUUUACAGAAACUUGUAUUGAGUGGAGAAAUGGUGGGCGAAGCGUUAGUACCUUAUUACAGAUAAUUGUUACCAAUAAUGAACUUAUAUAAAAACAAUAAUUCAAAUAUAGGGGAUAAAAUUGAGUAUAAUCAAAGGAAGAGAGUCAAUGUUGGGGAUUUAAUAUAGGAAACACUUGAACUUUUUGAAUAAACAGGAGGAGAAGAUGCUUACAUAAACAUAAAGUACAUGAUACCAACAUACGAGAGCUGCAUUUUAAAUUGA
Molecule: messenger RNA, 948 nt
Organism: Paramecium tetraurelia
Lineage: Eukaryota; Ciliophora; Oligohymenophorea; Peniculida; Parameciidae
Exons: 8
Molecular function (GO): Hsp90 protein binding; Hsp70 protein binding
Source: RefSeq, a predicted model, not a curated record